Molecule: messenger RNA, 1935 nt
Organism: Penicillium concentricum
Lineage: Eukaryota; Fungi; Ascomycota; Eurotiomycetes; Eurotiales; Aspergillaceae
Product: DUF2985 domain-containing protein
Exons: 4
Coding region: 1-1935 (644 amino acids)
Source: RefSeq, a predicted model, not a curated record
AUGGAUCGUAUCGACCCGGUCGAGGAUAACGCCUCUAAUGGGAACCCUCAAGGGACCCAACCCACAGGGCAACCCACAGAGUCCGGCCCCGUCAGGCCAGCAGGCCCUGCCCCGUUGCGCACUCAAGGCGACUCACGGGCGCGACGACCGAGUAUUCGCUUGUCUCGCUUCCCAUCUAUCCCUUCACUAGACAACGUUAAUCAACCGUCUCAACCCGGUGGUCAAGGUCAACCAUUCGAACCGCGGCCUAUCCGAUCCCCUCCUCCCAAUGAAGAGGACGAAGCAUGGCUAGCGGGUCGGCGGCGCAGUAAUUCGGAGCCAAAUCCGGGACGAUGGUCAUCUCCCCCUCCUGAUCUCUCACGAGUGGCGACUCCCAUACGAAUGAAGCCUGUGACCGAGGAGUCCUCACACCAAAGUCCGGCACCAACCUCUCCAGCGGCAGUAUUGCCCGGUCGAGACACUCACUCCGACUCUGGGCAACUGGAUCCGGAACAAAUCGAGGCCCCUCCCGCACUAGCGCGACCGGCGGGUCGGCUUCGGCGAACUAGCCAAGCUGCGUUGAAUGCCUUUACUCGAAACCGGGCAAGCACAGUGACAGGAGCUGCACCAACUCUGAGCACACAGGAGGAGCAACGACAGAACGAGUAUGGAUCUCACGUCGUCGAUGUGCUGGAUGUGAUCGAUCCUGAGGUCUCUGCACUUUCCACUCUCACCAAUGUCCAAAACUCUCUCUUCGUGCCGAACCUCGGUGGGUUCAUCAAUCGCAUGCCCACCUAUACGAUUUCACGACCACAAUAUUCUUCAGAUGAGGAACAGGGAACUACAACGGACGAGGGUGAACCCUCCAAGGGGGACAAGGCCAAACAACGGCCGACUCUAGCAAAACUUCAUUCAUUUUCGAGUAUGUCCUCGGUGUUGCGUGGACCCAAGUAUGCCGUUCUCCCAGAAGGGCAAGGGCUUGAAGGAUGGACCAGGGAAGAUUUUGCCGAACUCAACGAUCACGUUCGACAUAUGCUUCACUCUCGACGAUCUAAGUUCAAACGAUCCAUGAAAGGAUUUAGGCAGUACGUCCGGAAGCCUCUCGGUUUUCUUGUAACUCUCUACGCAACUUUGAUCACCCUGUUCGGUUUGGCCUGGGUUCUUUUCUUGAUUGGUUGGAUCAAUGUCGGUGGAAAACAAAAUUAUAUUGUCAAUAUCAUAGAUAACGUUUUGGUUGCCCUGUUCGCCAUCAUGGGUGAUGGACUGGCUCCUUUCCGCGCUGUCGAUACAUAUCACAUGAGUUUCAUUGCCCAUUAUACAUUCUUGUCCUGGAAGCUUCGUCGGAAGCGGGCCCUGCCAGGCCUCAAGGACAAGAACGAUCUGCCGUCGGUGCCGGAGAAGGACGUUGACGUUGAGUUCGGUGACACCGUGAAGGAAGACGAACACGAAUUUUCUGUUCUCGAUGCUCGCCAACAGUUGCGAUUGAUGCAUCACCAGAAUAAAUUUGCAAAGUCGCAUACUUUCUAUAAACCACACGAAACCAUGACCCACCACGCCUUCCCCCUACGCUUACUCAUCGCUAUUGUCGUCAUUCUUGACUGUCACUCUUUGCUCCAAAUGGCUCUUGGUGCCUGUACCUGGAGUAUGGAGGACUACAAUAAGCGCCCAUUCGCUCUGACGACGGUUAUCCUUUGCUGCUCCAUCACCUGUAACAUCGCGGGUGGUGUGAUGAUCAUGAUUGGUGAUCGACGAACCCGAAAGAAGGAUGUUGUCGAGCGGCUCUUCCGCCAAGAGCUGACCGAAGAAGCCAUGAGGAAGAUGGAAAAGAAGAAGGUCAAGGAGGAGCGCCGCAGUGCUCAGAUCGAGCGGUCCAGUGCCCAAAUUGAGCGGCCUAGUGCCCAAAUUGAGCGGUCCAGUGCUCAAAUUGACGGCCCGAAGCCGUAUGGCGGCACCUGA